CCGUGCGGUAGGAGGGGUCGUAGUGACGCCGUCAUCCAAUGGGCACCGGCUUCCUCUGGACGGAGCGCAGCAUCUCUGUCUCAGCGGCACUUUUGCGCCAGACAAGUAGGGACGGUCGCUCACUCAGCAUCCGAGAAGAGGAAGCGGGGCUAAGGGAAUUACUACGGUGUUUUAUUUUUCCUCGGGCGUCCCCCCCCCUCCAGACGCAGAUUUGCAAAGAUGAUCGUGCGCUGCGUCAUUCUGGCGUGCACCUUACUUGCGGGCUCAUCCUCGGGGACUAAGCCAGGUCAGCCCCUCAAGCCUCCAUGUAGACCAGGGUUCUCCCAGAACUUCUACACAGUGAUUGUCUCGAGAGACGUACUGCACGGCCAGAGCAUCCUCAAAGAUACCACCCUGUCCAGCGAGCGUGUGAGGUUUGAGGACUGCCAGCGCAGCAGAGAGGUGGGCUUCGUGAGCAGUGACCCGAGCUUCAGCGUGAAGCCCGACGGGACGGUGUACACACAGCAGGAGGUGGCCAACCUGUCGGAGCCGGUCCAGUUCAUGGUGACGGCCCGGGGGGUCCGCGACCCGCGGAUCUGGGAGACCACCGUUAAGCUGGCCUUGGCCGGACACCCCCACCCCCUGCCUCUAACCAAGGUCGGCAUAGAAGAGAUGCUGUCACGAGUGUGGGACUCCCAGCCCAGAGUCAUUAAGUUUCCUCGAAGACACCAGCGCGGCUCCUCCGCCAACGGGCUGAGGCGACAGAAGAGGGACUGGGUCAUCCCGCCCAUCAACGUGCCUGAAAACUCCAGAGGACCCUUUCCUCAUAUGCUCGUCAGGAUCCGCUCGGAUCAGGACAAGGAUGUCGGCAUCCGCUACAGCAUCACGGGCGCCGGCGCCGAUCAGCCCCCGAGCGGCAUCUACAACAUCGAUCCCAUCAGCGGCAACAUGUUCGUCACGCAGCCGCUGGACAGGGAGGAGAGAGCGUCCUUCCACCUGCGAGCGCAUGCGGUGGACAUGAAUGGGAACCAGGUGGAGAACCCCAUCGAUCUGUACAUUUAUGUGAUUGACAUGAACGACAACCGGCCCGAGUUUCACAACCAGGUUUACAACGGCUCCGUGGCUGAAGGAUCCAAACCGGGCUCGUCCGUGAUGCAGGUGACGGCCACGGACUCGGACGACUCCACCACGGCCAACGGCAUGGUGCGCUACCGCAUCCUCUCGCAGACGCCGCACACCCCCAUCCCCAACAUGUUCACCAUCAACAGCGAGACCGGGGACAUCGUGACGGUGGCGGCCGGCCUGGACAGAGAGAAAGUGUCUCAGUACACCAUCAUUGUCCAGGCCACCGACAUGGAGGGAAACCUGAACUUUGGUCUGUCGAACACAGCCACAGCCCUUAUCUCCAUUACUGACAUCAAUGACAACCCACCAGAGCUGACAGUCAGGACGUUCUCAGGGGAGGUGCCAGAGAACAAGGUCAACGUGGUGGUGACCAACCUGACGGUGGUGGACAGGGACCAGCCCCACAGCCCCAACUGGAACGCCGUGUACCGCAUCGUCAGCGGCGAUCCCUCGGGCCACUUCGCCAUCCGCACCAACCCCAUCACCAACGAGGGCAUGCUGACAGUGGUUAAGCCGGUGGACUUUGAGAUGAACCGGGCCUUCAUGCUGACCGUGGUGGUGUCCAACCAGGCCCACCUCGCCAGCGGCAUCCAGUCUUCGGUUCAGUCCACGGCGGGAGUCACCAUCUCCGUGCAGGACGUCAACGAGCCGCCCGUCUUCCCCGUCAACCCCAAGAUGAUUCGCUUUGAGGAGGGGGUCCCGGCGGGCACCACCCUCACCGUGUUCGCUGCCCAGGACCCCGACCACUUCAUCCACCAGAUCGUCAGAUACUCCAAGCUGUCAGACCCCGCUAACUGGCUGAAGAUCAACAGGACCAAUGGUCAGAUCACCACCAUGGCCCUGCUGGACCGAGAGUCCAUGUACGUCAGGAACAACGUGUACGAGGCCACGUUCCUGGCGUUCGACAAUGGUAAGUCGGGCUCGCCUCAAGCCAGCGGGACGGGAACCCUCCAGAUCUACUUGAUCGACGUGAACGACAACGCGCCCGUGCUCCAGCCCCGGGAGGCCCAGGUGUGCGAGCGCGCGCGCCCCAACUCCAGGAUCAACAUCACGGCCUCGGACGCCGACACCGACCCCAACGUGGGGCCCUUCGUCUUCGAGCUCCCCUCGUUCCCCGCCAGCGUUCGCCGGAACUGGACCAUAUCCAGACUGAGCGGCGACUACGCUCAGCUCAGGCUGAGGAUUCCGUACCUGGAGCCGAGCGUCUACGAGAUCCCCGUCAUCGUGUCGGACUCGGGGAACCCGCCCCUGUCCAACCGCUCCCUGAUCCGGGUCAAGGUGUGCCCCUGCGACGACAACGGGGACUGCAGCGCCACGGGGGCGGUGGCGGCCGCCGGCCUCGGCACCGGGGCCAUCAUCGCCAUACUCAUCUGCAUCAUCAUCCUGCUCAGCAUGGUUCUGCUGUUCGUGGUGUGGAUGAAGCGCAGGGAGAAGGAGCGCCAGGCGAAGCCCCUGCUGAUCGACCCCGAGGAUGACGUCAGAGACAACAUCCUGAAGUACGACGAGGAGGGAGGAGGAGAGGAGGACCAGGACUAUGACUUGAGUCAGCUGCAGCAGCCCGAGUCCCUGGACCACAUCAUCAACAAACCGACGGGGGUGCGCAGGGUGGACGAGAGGCCAGUGAUUGCUGAGUCCCAGUACCCCGUCAGGCCCAGUCUGCCCCACCCUGGAGACAUAGGAGACUUCAUUCAUGAUGGCCUGAGGGCAGCGGACAACGACCCCACGGCUCCUCCCUACGACUCCCUGUUGGUGUUCGACUACGAGGGCAGCGGCUCCACCGCCGGCUCCGUCAGCUCGCUCAACUCCACCAGCUCAGGGGACCAGGACUACGACUACCUCAACGACUGGGGCCCGCGCUUCAAGAAGCUGGCCGACCUCUACGGGGGCGGGGACGACGACUGAGGGAGGAGCCGGGGGGAGGGCGGGGGUCAGGGGCGGGGCCUCGGGCGGGGGCCCGGACCGCGAUGAGGCCCCGCGGCGGGCGCGAGGGGCGCCGGGCGCCGGCUCGGCCCGCGGCCCCGCGUCGGGUCGCCCACCGAGCCUGCCGGCGCCGAUCCCUCUGCAGCGCAACUGUGUUCUGGCUUCAUUUCUGGAUUCUUUUCAGUGGCGAGUUUGUGGUGUGACGUUUCUCUUCUUCUUCUUUCCGUUCCUGUCGUUCUCUCUCUCUCACCGCGCUGGACCCAGAGCUCUCUGGGGACGAAUCAAGGCGGUGGCGGGAGCCACGAGUGGCGAAUCUGUGCUUUGGUUGAUUGUUCAAACGAAACCAUCUCUUGCUUUGGUCUCACACUGAAGAGAAUGUUUGCAGGAAGACGCUCUCGCUCUCUUUCACUCUGUCAACUUGAAUUUCCUUAGAACAGAAGCACUGUCAUUUUAUAAAGUGCCUUUUGUGGUGUGUUUUUGUAUCGGACUCCUGCUAUCUCAGGAUCGGUUGCCAUUUGUGCAGUGCAGCGGAGGCGGCGCUCACCCCCCCCCAGUGUUCCUCAAACCGGCCCUGCCUGUCACCCUCCUCCCCCCUUCACAGCGGUGCGAACCGACGACCCCAGCAGCCAGUCCCAGGAGGGUAGGACACGACCCGCUAUCGGACAACCCGGGUCACGGCCCGCUCGGGAUGAACACCGCCCUCGUGUCCAAGGACCUGCUCAGUUUGACUUUCAUAGGCAUCACCUGGCGACGCAGCCUCAGCAGCACGCUGACGUUGGCGCGACACCAUUUUUAUACGCGUGGGGGUUUUUCUAAUUUACUGGAGAAUGCCUGCCUUUCCUCUGUGGACUCAUGACUUGAGAGCUUUCAUUUGAGACGCUUGCCUGCCCUGUACGGUUUUGUGUUGCUUUCGCCACAGUGUAAAGCUUAUGUAGGCAUGAUCUGAUCAGUCAGACGGUGUAAGGAAGCGGGACUUGAAAUGACUUUGAACAAAGGCAUCUGAGACGGAUUUUCUUUUUUUUGUUGCCUUGAACAUUCCCAUUUUUUUAAUAGGCAAAGAAAACAAUAAAAAGGUGCAUGAUUUUUUUUUUCAAAAUGUUUUACUCAAAGCACUUGUUACUGUGGUGAGAAUGUGAAAAUAGUCGGCAGAAACUAUAUAAAUAUACUCUGUAUAAAGACACUGAGAAAAUAAAAAUACUGUAAGAUACCUAUUUUUGAAGUAUUGAUGACAUACAAGUUGCUGCUCUCUCUCAAGCUCUUCACUGAGCUUGGGGGAUUUUUGGCCCUUUCAUUUUUAAUAUGUGGAUAUUCUUUUGUUCCUUUGUCUUCUGUUGAGUCAUGAUCCAUUUUUAAGAUGCAAGCUUUCAUAUUUCUCUUUCAGUUCCCCUCCUUGUUCAUUUCCCACUCUGCAUUGUCUCCCCUGCCUCCGGGCAGAGGACGGGUCGCCAGUCGAGCCCGCUGACAGCCGUCCUGAGGAGGGUUAUUUCACUCAUUCAUCUAAAUACUGGAUGUGUGCUUCAGAAAAUAAACAAGACAUGUUUUCAAAUCAG
Molecule: messenger RNA, 4574 nt
Organism: Betta splendens (Siamese fighting fish)
Lineage: Eukaryota; Metazoa; Chordata; Actinopteri; Anabantiformes; Osphronemidae
Gene: cdh4
Product: cadherin 4, type 1, R-cadherin (retinal)
Exons: 17
Coding region: 220-3006 (928 amino acids)
Biological process (GO): homophilic cell-cell adhesion; calcium-dependent cell-cell adhesion; cell morphogenesis
Cellular component (GO): adherens junction; plasma membrane; catenin complex
Molecular function (GO): cadherin binding; calcium ion binding
Source: RefSeq, a predicted model, not a curated record